AUUGCUGCGUUCUAAUUAUUUUUAAUUCUGUUAUAACGUGCGGCUGAAGGAAAGAAGAAAUUAUUUGCUUUCUGGUUGCGAUUUAUACUUGCCCAAUGCGUUCAUCCAUCCUUCACAACUUGGAUGGACUCAAAUCAUUCGACGCCAAAUUGUGUAGCUGCAAACUGACAAGAUUGCAACGGAGGACUAUAAUCUAAAGAGGAAAGAAAAGCCCAGGAGAAGAAGAAAUAGAUAUUGAAAAUGUUGAUCAUGGAAGAGAACAGACGAGAUCGCAGAACAGUAGAUGUUAAAUCACUUACCUGUUCUAUAGAAACCUUGAUGCGCAAGCAUUGUGCUUCUUCUCCUAUAUCAACCGAGUACUGCUCCAUCUUCAAAGUCCCCAACAUCCUCUUCCAACACAAUCCGAAGGCUUACGUUCCCAAUGCAUUCUCCAUCGGACCUCUACACCACGGCAAGAAACAUCUGAAAGCCACAGAAAAAAUCAAACUGAAUUAUCUGCAUGGCCUCAUCUCUCGAGAGCAAAUCCUUUUAAACGACCUAGUCGAAGUCGUUCUGGGAUUCGAGGUUGAAGCACGCAGUCGGUAUGCUGUGCCGAUCAACAUGAGCAUAGAAAAAUUCGUAGAAAUUUUGGUAGUCGACGGCUGCUUCAUUGUUGAGCUUCUCUGCAAGUCGGCAAAUCUGGUGCCACGAGAAACUGGCGACCCGAUCUUCGGCAUGGAUUCAAUGAUGGAGCUCUUAUAUCAUGAUUUGAUGUUGUUGGAAAACCAAGUGCCAUGGCGGGUGCUGGAGCUGCUAUUCAGCGAGAGCAGAGCAUUCUCUGUAAGCCCAACAGGUUCUUCCACCUUGUCACGCCUUGCUCGGGAAUUCUUCGGAAAUAUUUUUUCGUGGGUACUGCCACUUGAUGUGGUGGAUGAUCACUGCUCCUAUAGUCAUAAGCAUAUACUUGAUUUUUUGAGGGACUCCUUUGUUUCGAACUCGUCAUCCGUAUUGACCGAGGAACGCAUCUCAGCGCAGCUGAUUCCUUCUGCCACCAGCCUAGUGGCGGCCGGAAUCAGAUUGAAGAAAGCUGAUGGCACAUUGGGGAGCAUCUUGGACAUACAAUUCAAUAAGGGGGUCUUAGAGGUGCCGCCAUUUCUGAUCACAGAGAUCACAGAGUCCCUGCUUCGCAACCUGAUAAGCUUCGAGCAGUGCUCCCAUAACUGCACCACAAGGAUUACAUCCUACGCCAUACUCUUGGAUAGCCUUAUUAAUGACACCAAAGACAUGGAUCUAUUGUGCCAGAACAAGAUCAUUGAUAACUGGCUGAACCCGGAGGAGGCAGCCCAGCUCUUCAACAAGCUUUACAGCAACGCUUUUGUCCAUCAGUUCUUUUACGACAAGCUGUGCAAGGAGGUGAAUGCAUAUUGUGAUACCAAGUGGCAUAGGUGGCGAGCUAUGUACGUCCGGAACCAUUUUAGCACUCCUUGGGGAAUCGUAUCGCAAAUUCUAGCUACUUUUUUCCUAUUCAUCUCUAUCUUACAGGCCAUUAAAACCAUAAAAACGAUUUAAUUACCUGAGGAGAUGCGAGGUAGGCGAGGAUGGAAAUUCAUUUUCAUUUUGAUGUUUGAUUCUGUGUGCGUGUGUGUUUGUGAUUAAUUUGUUUUUGGAUGUUAACUGUGUAUUUUAUAUAUUUUAUGCUUGAGAAUAAAGGGAUUGUUGCUUGUUUUGCACUAAAA
Molecule: messenger RNA, 1715 nt
Organism: Malania oleifera
Lineage: Eukaryota; Viridiplantae; Streptophyta; Magnoliopsida; Santalales; Ximeniaceae
Product: UPF0481 protein At3g47200-like
Exons: 2
Coding region: 241-1548 (435 amino acids)
Source: RefSeq, a predicted model, not a curated record